UCCCAUCCCUAUUUGGCUCGCAAAAAAGAGUAAAUAUAAAUAAUAAACAUGUUUCGGAGUUCAUCAAAUUUCUCCAGGAGCAGUCCCCAACCCAGGCAUUACAUAGGUGAGGCUCAGCCGGGCACCACUGAAAAUAUCAGAAUCGAUUUGCUUACACAUAAAAAAAGACGAGCAAGAGUGAAUAGAGCCCGCUUCAUCCUUGGCAAGAUAGCCAAGAACGAAGCUGAGGGCAUAGCCGAUCCUCGGGAUGCUGAAGACAAGGCCAAAUUCCUUGCGGAGAUCGCGGAAUAUGAGGCGUAUAAGGCGAACCCGAAAGCGUUCAAGCCCCCCCAGCCAAAAAGAAAUCGGUCUCACGAUGUAAACGAAAGCGCACCUAAGAGGACAAAGGACUCUCAUGGUGAGCCGAGAGCAACAACCUACGUCAAUCGGGCAAAGAAGUUCAGCGAGGUGGCCAGAGACAGUCUGGCCAUGGCUCUGGUGGAUGAACUUAACGACGACGGUCGUCUGCUUUCGGAAAAGUGGGAGGACAUCGAGUCCAAGUUGACCGACAUGGUCACCGACAGGUUGGUUAACGCGCCGAACAGCCCCAUUCCGUCCUUCGACUCGUCAGAUGUGGUCGGUGGGCAUCGGGUAAUCAGAUGCGACGAUGGGUUUUCAAGGAGCUUCCUUGAAAAGUGUGUGGCUAGGAUCAGCCACAAUUGGUCUGGCCUUAAAAUAAGGUUAGUCCACGCCAGUGAGAUUCCGAGGAGACCCAGAGCGCGCAUCUGGUUGCCAAACGGGCAAAGUGAUCACAAGAGAGUGAUCACAUGUCUGCGAGCUCAGAACCCGGAUGUCUAUACAGAGGACUGGGCCAUACUGAAGGCGGAGAAGGAGAUGAAGUCGAGCCAGCCGUUCCUCCUCCUGAUAAACAAACGCUGCCUGCCGCAGCUAAAAGCUCUUGAUUACAAGGUUCGGUACGGCAUAAGGAAGGCCAAGAUCAAGAUCUUCCUAGCCGAGCCGGACGAGAUUUUGGAAGAAGUCGAUGACGACGACUUCGACGACCAGUUCCCCGACACAACUACUGAAGGCGAUUUUUGUACAAAAGGAGAAGAAGGGAUGUGGAUUAAAGAGGAGCCCGACUCUAAUUGGAGUCACUAGAAAGAAUGACAUCACUUAUCUACCUAUCAUUUUACAUAGUUUUAGCUACUAAGUUCAUUCAAUGCUUUGCAAAAG
Drosophila kikkawai is the source of this 1212-nucleotide messenger RNA. RefSeq lists its product as uncharacterized. The record is from RefSeq and is a predicted model, not a curated record. Lineage: Eukaryota; Metazoa; Arthropoda; Insecta; Diptera; Drosophilidae.